AUGGCCAACUCAGCACUGGAGAUAGUGGGUCUGAUAUUGACCCUGAUCGGGCUGAUUGGGGCGGCAGCGAGCACUGGGAUGCCAAUGUGGCGAGUCACAGCCUUCAUUGGGGAGAACAUCAUUGUGUUUGAAACCCGCUUCGAGGGUCUGUGGAUGAAUUGCUAUCGGCAGGCCGACAUCAGAAUGCAGUGUAAGGUGUACGACUCUCUCCUGGCUCUGCCCCCUGAUCUGCAGGCAGCAAGGGGGCUAAUGUGCUGCGCUCUGGCGUUGGGUGGCCUUGGUCUGCUGAUCAGUUUGCUGGGGCUGCAGUGCACGUCAUGCAUAGAAAACAACGACCGAGCUAAGCGACUGGUCCUCAUCAUUGCAGGAACCAUGAUCUUAAUGGCUUGCAUCUGCGUCAUUGUCCCCGUGUCCUGGACAGGUCACGUCAUCAUCAGGGACUUCUACAACCCCUUGCUGAUCGACGCCCAGCGCAGGGAGCUUGGAGAGGCUCUCUACAUUGGCUGGGUGGCCUCCGCUUUCUUUUUUGCUGGAGGAUGCAUGUUUAUUUGUUGCAAUCUGCAGUCCGAGGACAAAGUUUCAGAGAGGUAUGUGUACUCAAGGGCCUCCGACUACAUGGCCUAUCCACAGCCUCUACAGCCUCAACAGCUGGUGCUACUUCCCCAAACACAACCCCCGUUUCAGCCAGUGCUGUCAAGACAUCCAUCAACCAACUAUAGCUACCAGCCCAGAUACCCCUCUGUACGCAGUGGAGUGGCAUAUCUCUAA
Molecule: messenger RNA, 768 nt
Organism: Cottoperca gobio
Lineage: Eukaryota; Metazoa; Chordata; Actinopteri; Perciformes; Bovichtidae
Product: claudin-8-like
Exons: 1
Coding region: 1-768 (255 amino acids)
Cellular component (GO): membrane; bicellular tight junction
Molecular function (GO): structural molecule activity
Source: RefSeq, a predicted model, not a curated record